GAGUAGGCGGGGACGGUUCUCCGAGUGACUCGGGAAAAGAGAGAGAGAGGGGAACACGGACAAGGAGCGCUUCCUGGUCUCCAGUUUGACCGACACCUGCCUUUGUUUAUCAGACAAAAAAGCCGAAGGAUAUUAUAAGGAGUGUGGCCGGCCGGAGACAGACAGUCAAGGAGCACGGCAAAGCGAGGCGUGGAGCGCCGAGCUGGAUGUGCAGGUCAUCCAUCAAUAGUUAUGAACUCCAAGUUGCGUGUGUUGGGUGAAAGAAUAAGCACCAUACGAGUAUCAGAACUGCCAAAGGACAAAAACAGGUCAGAGGUCAUCUGUAAUGUGCACUUCCUGGAUGGCACAGUACAGAGUUUCAAAGUCAAUAAACAAGAUGCCGGUCAAGUUUUGCUGGAUUUGGCCUAUAACCAUUUGGGCUUGAUAGAAAAGGAAUAUUUCAGUUUGCAACACAAGGAGGAUUCACUUGAGUCAGCUAGGUGGCUGGAACCGAACAAACCUGUGAGGAAGCAGUUGAAAGGUAGCUUCCCAUAUUCAUUGCAUUUCCGGGUACGUUAUUUCAUUCCUGAUCCCAAUACUCUGCACCAUGACCAAAGUCGGCACUUGUAUUUUUUACAGCUCAAGAAUGACAUUUUAGAAGGAAGGUUAAAGUGUCCCUCUAGUUCAGCUGUUGUGCUUGCCUCCUAUGCUGUACAGGCUGAGCUUGGAGACUACAACCCUGCUAUUCACUGCCCUGGUUAUUUGUCUGAGUUCCAUUUCCUGCCUGACCAGGACAAUGAGUUUUUAACCAAAGUAGAAUCGCUACAUGACCAACACAGAGGCCUUAAACCAUCUGAAGCAGAGCUUUGCUAUCUAAAUAUCGCUAGAACUCUGGAGUUCUAUGGGGUGGAAAUGCACGCUUCAAGAGAUCCAAACAACAUGGAGCUGAUCAUUGGAAUUGCAUCUGGAGGGCUUGCUGUCUUUCGGAAUAUGAUUUGCACAAGCUUUUAUUCUUGGGUCAACAUAAUAAAGAUUUCCUUUAAAAGAAAAAGAUUCUUUAUACAGCUAAGGCAGAAGCAUGGAGAGUCCAGGCAUCAUAUUGUGGUCUUCAGUCUCCUAAACUAUAGGGCGUGCAAAAAUCUCUGGAAAUCCUGCGUGGAGCAUCACACCUUCUUUCAGUCAAAGAAGGCACUAGAUCAGGACAAAAAGCUACAGGCGAACUACUGGACGUUGGGCUGUAAGAACACAGGCAGAUCUAUCAAUACUCAGUUUUGCCGGAAAGUCAUCGGUGGAAUGGUGUGGAAUCCAGUCCUGAGAAAAUCUUUAUCACUGGAGCAUUUGGAGACGAAAAGCCUCCCAUCACGUUCUCCUCCAAUGACCCCAAACUGGAGGAGCCCUCGAUUACGUCAUGAAAUUCGAAAACCCCGGCACUCAUCUGUGGACAACCUAACCAGUGAGAUUGCAUAUAUUCCUGAGACAGAAGAUGUAUUCUACACCUCAAACUCCAAGGACAGUGAUACGGAGUCAUCUCAGAAUCACAGCCCUUGCAAAACAACUAUGGUGGAGAGCAGUGACACGCAAAAAAAUUCACAGCAAUCCCCACAGAAUCUUCCAUUAUCCCAAUCACCUAAGGAAGAUGCUGCAAAUGUCAAGAUCAUCCACAGACUCUCAGGGUCUCAUCCACUUGAUGGAGUAGAUAAGCAGUUCCUGGACAGCUAUGAUAAUGUUUCAAAAGGCAACAACACAGAUGGUGAUGGCCAGUAUUAUUGUGACAAGAGUGAGUUGAUGGAUGGCAGUCUGUUACUAAUUCGGAUUGCACCAGAUGAAGAGGGGAAAUUUGGCUUUAAUGUCAAGGGUGGAGUGGACCAGAAGAUGCCUCUUGUAAUAUCUAGAGUUAGCCCAGAUUCUCCAGCAAGCAAGUGUACACCUAAACUUCUGGAAGGUGAUCAGAUUGUGCUGAUCAACGGAAGAGAUAUAUCCGAGCACACACAUGAUCAGGUGGUCAUGUUCAUCAAAGCAAGUCGGGAAUUGCACAGCAAAGAGCUUGCUCUUUUAAUCCGUCGGAAAGUUGUAAAACCAUUCAUUCAGCCAGUGCAAGAUGAUGAGAUGGAUUACAAUUUUAUGGGAUUGCCAACCUUGCCUACAUUUCCUCAGUAUGGUGAGACUCUGGAGGAAUCCAUGGCACAGAUGAAGAGUGGUCUUGAAAGCGGCACUUUGCUCAUCCAGUUUGAGCAAUUGUAUAGAAAAAAGCCAGGAAUGUCAUUUAUGUGUGCACGGCUACCACAAAACAUGGACAAAAACAGAUAUAAAGAUGUCUUACCAUAUGACACUACCAGAGUGGUCUUACUAGGAGAAGAGGACGAUUACAUAAAUGCAAAUUAUGUUAAUAUGGAAAUUCCCUCUGGUAACAUUGUUAACAAGUACAUAGCAAGUCAAGGUCCUCUUCCACACACCUGUGUGCACUUUUGGAGUGCUGUGUGGGAGCAACACUCAUCUGUGAUUGUCAUGCUAACCACCCUGACAGAGCGGAGCCGGGCAAAAUGUCAUCAGUACUGGCCGGAUCCUCCUGAUGUGAAGGAGUAUGGCAAGUUCCAGGUGUGCUGCCACUCUGAGGAAUGUAACAUAGCCUAUGUGUUACGGGCACUGACUGUCUCAAAUAAGGAGACUGGAGAGGAGAGGUCAGUUACACAUCUCCAAUAUGUGGCCUGGCCAGACCAUGGGGUUCCAGACGACCCUUCAGAUUUCCUGGAAUUUGUCAACUUUGUGAGGCAGAAGAGAGUAGAGGAUGAGCCCCUCCUUGUCCACUGCAGCGCUGGAAUUGGGCGGACUGGUGUUUUGGUCACUAUGGAAACAGCGAUGUGCUUGAUUGAAAGGAGCCAGCCUGUUUACCCUUUGGACAUUGUGCGCACAAUGCGAGACCAGAGGGCGAUGAUGGUUCAGACAUCGAGUCAAUAUCGUUUUGUGUGUGAAGCCAUCCUACGUGUCUAUGAGGAAGGACUGACGAAGGCCCUGGACUCAAGUUAGUGGGAAAUCAAACACUAGGAGAGUUCAUAACUCUGCUACCCUGAAUUCUGAGUGCACACUGGGAUGUCAGUACAGUCAUCUUGUGUCUGAAAGUCGGCAACAAGAGGAUAGACACAGUGUUGGCAUCGGAGCACAUGGGACCUGCGGCACUUUACCUAUGUUGGGAGAAAAUGACUACUACACUAAGGACAUGUGUUAGAGCACUAAUUCUUCAAAAUCCUGGAAUUUUUUUCAUUUUGGUAAAAACAAAAAAUACAAAAAAGUUGGUUUAUUUUUCUAAAGACAAAAAGAAAAUGAAAAAAAUAUACACUAGCGCCUCGCCUCCUCUGGCUUGUGCUGUCUACGCUUUCUUCUGUCAGUGAGACAGACAGACAAGUAUUGGGGAGGAAAGUUAUUUUUUUUUAAAGUGGGUGCAACAGUUAAUGUUUAUGGUUAUUUGCCCCAGUGAAGAGAAUUAAUGCCAAUUUCUAAUAAUAGCAGAUAUUUUAUUUAAUUAUUCUUUAUAACUGAAUCAAUACAUAUAUUGUAUUAUAAUUUUUCUAAACAGCUAUAUGUACUUAUUUUUCUUUCUCAGCUUCAGGGCUCGCAAUGCUGCUAUAGAUUAUAUAACGUGACAGGUACUGUAUAGCCCCCCAGCUGUGCCUGCUGGUAUACAGACGUACAGCGGUAGUCGACUUGCUGUUUGCUGCUUAAACCCUUGGCCAAAGGAAAUGCGUAGAAAGCGGAGCCCUGAAUGUAAAAGAAUGCAGAUUUCCGUUCCAACUCAAGAUAUUUUCACACCUUUUAUGAACCGUUUAUAUUUCAAAUGUCGGUAUCUUUGUAUUGUGUAUUUUCCGUGAACAAAGGAACAAUGACAUGUAAAGCCUUAGCUGGCAUAAAAAAGAAACCCGUUUCAUGUAGACAUCUUCAGUUUUUAUUUUAAAUCCACAGUUCCUUUAGGAAAUUGAAUCAAACUGGGCAAGACACACGAGUAAAUGUGUGAGGUCACCUUGUUUUGUGACUUUUUGCGGACGUGCAAAGCCGCAGAGAGGACCACCAGUUUCAGCUGAUUCACUCUGUCAGACAGGGGGCCGAGUCUUCUUUGCUUUGGAGCAUCAGGACCAUUAGCUUGUCGUUUCAAGUCCAGCUAUUUGCUCAAUCACACGUUAGUCCCUGCCUGUAAUUUGUCUCGUAAAUACUGCUAACUUCCCGUCAUAUUCGAGAAAUAUGUAGCAGGAUUUUUUAUAUCUUCAUCAGAGGAAUGGAGUAAGGAGCUUCAUACGUGAAAGUGAAUGUUUGUUUCCUGAAUGUUCUUUCAUAAUAAAUAGGGUGUUGACAAACCAAUGUACCAUUACCAAAUCAGGAGAAGGCACAGAGUUGCUUUUGAUGUUACACAGAUUUUCAUUUUUAUAUAUCACCUUCCAAAUUUCAGGGAUGCUCAGAAUGAGAAAAUUGAGAUUAAACCCAUAUAUCUCAGUUGACUGUUUUAAAUAGUACUCAUUUUAACAGGAUAAAACAUGUCCCAAAAUUGUUUAGGUGAUGGGUUUAGGCUGUGCUGCCCGUCAGUGUUUAAGAAAGUGGCGUCAGUUCUGUGUGUCAGCUGUGCAUUGCUGAGCUUGUCGGUUCAUCGUUCACUACACCAGCUGUAGACGUCUACUUUACUGCUAACCAGAUUUGGAAAUUCAGUCACAGUGUAACAGUGCCAUAUGUAACAAUAACCUGCUCUGCCAGUAAUGUCAAAGGGCAGAGACAAAUCAGUCCACUAAUCAAACUUAGCAGGAGUCGUUAACAAAGGGCAACAAAAUUCAGAGAUCACAAAAUCCAAAAGUAAACUGGAAACAAUUUGAAUGAACAUGCUAAAGUUAGUAUAAAGGCUUUAAAUCAACACCGUUCUAGAACUACAAAUGGUUUUGUUGUUUUAUAUCCAUAAUCUUGGACAACCAAGGAAGUGUGCAGUGCUGAUCUUGAAACUAUCGUUACAUCGAUGUCCUGUAUCACGACUUACUGGCUGUCACCUGCUAGCAACCACACCCCAAACUAACAAGAUGGUGGUGACUUUGAGAAACAAAUUUGGUGUUGCAUCAUGGUGUAAAAUAUUACCAAGAACGGCAAAAUGGUCUAAAAAUGAAAAAUAAUGACGACAAAAAAUUAUUCUUCAGAUUUCAGAAACCCUAAUGGGAGAAAAAAAAUCAUGAAAAUGCACAAAGUAGAAUCGGGGGUGAAAAAAAUGAAAAACAGCCUAAAAUCGUGACGUGAUCCUCUUCAUUUAAUUGUGCAAAAGAAGUGCAUGUCAGUAACACCGGGCCAGUCCUCAUGUGUCCUCGCGGUAUUCGGUCAUCACUCACUGCUCUGCAAAUAUACGUCACAUCCUUUAACUGCCAUGCUGACAGGAAAGGUGGGUGACUUUGAGGGAAACAGUUUUUAUAUGAAUACACGCAAACUUUUAUAUUGUCACAGCCUUGUUAAAAUAACCUUAAAUUAUUCAUCAUAGCCAUGAGGGUCACUUCCAAGUCAAGCAAGGAGAGACUUAAGUGAAUAAUGAAAUGGAGUAAAACCAGUAAAGAGCUACAUUUGUACACCACAUCUUGUGACGUUUCAUCCAAGUGCCAUGUGUUCAGAUGCAAGACAAGAACUGGCCUCAGAUUAAGAGAUGAAGGUCUACAGCCACUCUGGUCCUUGAUGACUGAUUGCAUUUGGAAUUAAGCAGUCACUUUUAUUUUGUAUAAAAUAUUUUAUUCAUGUUAUUUUAGAUGCAUUUCUAAAUUACAUAUUCAUGCAAAUUUAGUACAAAGAGGUUGUGGAACUUGCUUUAAGGCUCUUGGAUAGCCAGCAGCGGGAUGUGACCUUUCAGUAGACGCUGCGGAAACUGCAAUGCAGUUUAACAUUUUAUUUGUUGUCAGUAAGUUUUCCACUAAACUCUACCCAAAAGAGCAAAAUCACAAGUGAUGAUCCUAAUUCAUAAAAUUUACCUUGUAACAAAAAAAUGGCUCAUUAAAAAAAAUGAAGAAAUUAAAGGACUUUUCCAACAGUAGUUUAAAAAGCAACACCAAAAAUACAACAUUUAAGUCACCAGAGGUCUUUGCUGGAUGGGACUGAAACAACAUGUUGAUCAAUUUUCAGUUUUUACCCAAAGUGGUCAUACUGCUGGCUGUGAUACACAACUCUUUCCAAAAGCAGAUGUCCCUUUUUUUUUGGUUUGUAUUACACAGUGACCUCCUUCUUGGUCUCCAGUCCAGCUGUACAUUUUAACUUUGAGUUUUUCUGUGUACUCCAAGUUAUGAAAAGCUGUUGUGUUUGGGCUGAGGGCUGUUUGCAAAACUCCCACCAACCACCGACCUCAUACUUGAAAAAGCGUAAGCCAAAGCUGCCAAGCGGUAGCCACAGAUAGUUUUACUAACCUUAAAGAACUUUUUUUGUUAGGCUAUUCUUUCAUUUGUUCAAAUGGACGUGGACAUCACUUUUUAUGCUUUUCCAGAGAGGUGGGGAUUAUUCCUGAACUUCAUGUUGUUUUGCAUGGCACCUGCUUCUCUUCAUAGUGGGUACGCUUAACCGCUGCCACCCACUGUCUGAUGGUCCUCACUUACCAAUUUCAGCAGGAAACUAAAGCCACACAAACAAGAAAAAAAGCAAAGAAAAAAAUGUGUUCAGAAUAACUAAGCAUCAGAAGGAGUGCACUACUUGUUAUAUCCUGCCAUUUCUUUACUGAUGAAACUGCAUGCAUAAGCAGCUUUUUUGGGUUUUUUUUAUAAACGUGAUUAAGAUUCCCAUCCAUCCUUCCAUCUAUCUGUCCAUCCAAUUCUACUUCAUGUAACACAUUUCAGAAAAACAACCAAUUCAAGGUGACUUGCAAACUAUUGAGAGCAUCAGAAGAGCCUGGAGAAAUUUAAAUCACACUACAAUACAACAAAUUGACUGUAUUAAACGUUAAAAUGUCAGUUACUAAUUAAUAAUUUAAAGCAAACAGUAAAGCCGCUUUUAAGUUGCAUCCUGAUAUCGAGGCAGGCGUCACUGACAAAUGCUGUGCACAGGAGGAAAUGAAAGGAUGUUACGUGGUGUAUGUGUCAAGUGCUGAAGCAGAUGCUGGUAUUAAUCUACAAAUAAUAUCCUAAAGAUGUAUGCAUACCUGUUCGUGAUCAUCUCCUCAAAUCUGCAGGGUGUUUUUUAAAGCUCUGAAAUACUUCAUGAUGAGGGCUUUGUGUCUUGAGACAUAAUCUCUUCUAGUUCAAAUAGCAUUUCUGAGGGGGCUGGAAAAACAUUUGUAAAUAAAUUAGGUUACCUUGGAAAACCUGAGCCAUCUAGCAAGAGCGUUUGUGUGGUCAUAUGGCGGAUACACCAUGCUGCUCUUACACGUAGCAAGCAGCCAGGGCAUCUCCCAAAAGGAAGCUAAUGUGUGAUUCCAAACAGGGUUGUUCCAUAUUGUCACGAGGUCGGUUUGUUCACCCCAAAUUGACACAGCAUUUUACUCAGGGAGUGCAUUAGUGCUGGGAUUGAUGACAGAGCUCCAGAGACCAAAGGUGGACUUUGACUGACGGAGGUCAAGAAGAAUAAUUUAGGAGCGAGUUCAUUAUAACGUCAAGUAGAAAUACACCCAAAGAAAGUUGUAGCAGUGGGAUUUGUCCUUAUGUGUGUCUGUUCCAUUUACUCGUCCUCUCUUCACUAAAAUGGUUGGUUUUACCAACUCAAGACCACUGUGUGAUCCCUGCAGGAUUCCAGAUGUGGGUCUUUGCUCCAGCUAGAAUAGCGACUGCAUUAAAAGGCAUUUAUUGGGUAUUUAUUUGUGGACGUUUAGUGCUUAGAAUAUCCUGUAUUAGCAGUCACAUGUGUGCUAAGAGGUACCAGUAACAUUUACACGCCAUGUGAUCAAAAUUAAAAUAUGCACGUGUUGUAUGUUGAUCAUGUAUAAUACAUGGUGUACGAAAAAGUAGCCUUCAGUCAUGGAGCACAUGUUGGCAUGACGUUCAUGACACACCUGUCGAUGAUCACCUCAUCGACUUCUUACUGUACGAUCUGCCAUGGUGCCAACAGCUUUAGGGAUGUGACAGAAAGGUUUUUUAAUUUUGAUGUGUUGCCCACAGGAGCAGUCGAUGCCACUUUCUUCACCAAGUGCUGAAUGGUUUGUUUCACAGGAGCACUUUUAGCGGGAUAUUGUUCAUCAUAAGUCAGCUUUAACAUGCCUGUGUGAACUUCGAGGGGACCACAAUGGCAGUACACUACUCCGGUGAACUCCUGUCUUCCCACCAGCACUCACAGAGAGAGAUGAUAGGCCUGGAGACCCCCACUUGGCUUCUAGAGCCUAGGUAGGGAGGGCUCUUUGCCGUAAGCAGGGCUGCUUUUCCAUGCAUUACUCUGCAGAAUGAUGAUUUUUAUUUUUCCAUAGAAAGACUUGGAAGUACUUGCCAAUUUAUAUCCUAAAUAGCCACAAAUAAAUACAAAAUAAAUGCUUAGAAUAUACAAAUUUGUGCUUUAAAAUGGAUUCUUGUAACUCCUGAAAGUCUAUGUUUUUGAUACUCUUGUCAUUUUUCAGUGCCAACAGCUUAGGCCACCAUGGCAGGUUUUUAUUUGCUCUUUCCUGUCUGAUCUGAAUUCUCGGCCCUGAACCUGAUGUUUCUCUUGCCGGGAGUUCCAGGCGAGUCGCUAGCUGGUAUUCUUAUGUCCAGUCAGCACUGCUUGAGUGGAGUCCCAGAGUUCAGGUUGUGUAUUUAGCUUUCAAAAACCACUGGUGUAUGAAUUUUGUAAAGAUUUAUCUAAAAUUUAUAAUCACACUGGGUAAGUAGCUUUUUCAAGAUUUUGCUUUACUGAAAUGAAUGGCAGAUUUUUUAUGGACAGUUCUUCACAUGUAAAUGUAUGUUAAUAUUAAAAAUAUAAAUUAUUGUUUA
Molecule: messenger RNA, 8858 nt
Organism: Polypterus senegalus (gray bichir)
Lineage: Eukaryota; Metazoa; Chordata; Cladistia; Polypteriformes; Polypteridae
Gene: ptpn3
Product: protein tyrosine phosphatase non-receptor type 3
Exons: 26
Coding region: 232-3003 (923 amino acids)
Biological process (GO): protein dephosphorylation
Cellular component (GO): cytoplasmic side of plasma membrane; cytoplasm; cytoskeleton
Molecular function (GO): cytoskeletal protein binding; protein tyrosine phosphatase activity
Source: RefSeq, a predicted model, not a curated record